This is a messenger RNA of Nothoprocta perdicaria, 643 nucleotides long. RefSeq names its product palmitoyl-protein thioesterase 2 (gene PPT2). Gene Ontology annotation, molecular function: thiolester hydrolase activity. The transcript has 4 exons. The record is from RefSeq and is a predicted model, not a curated record. NCBI's taxonomy places the organism in Eukaryota, Metazoa, Chordata, Aves, Tinamiformes, Tinamidae. The annotation marks the transcript as partial. Gene Ontology annotation, cellular component: lysosome.
CCCGGCUCCCGGCGCCCGCAGAGCCACCCGGGCACCAACGUGACGGUGGUCGACCUGUUCGACCGGGGGCAGUCGCUGCGGCCGCUGUGGCUGCAGGUGGAGGGCUUCCGCCGCGCCGUGGCGCCCAUCAUGGCCAACGCGGCCAGCGGCGUCCACCUGCUCUGCUACAGCCAGGGGAGGGGGGUUGUUUUGGGGGCGCGUUUUGGGGCGAAUUCCGGCGUUUUUGGGGCAGACCCGCACCACCGCGAGCUCUACCUGAACAGCAGCGACUUCCUGGCCGUGCUCAACGACGAGCGCCUGAACCCCAACGCCAGCGGUGAGCGCCCCUAUGGGGAGCCCUGGGGCGCCUAUGGGGGCCCUAUAGCGCCUAUGGGGAGCCCUGGGGCGCCUAUAGGGGCCCUAUGCCUCUUCGCCUUCUACGACGCCAACGAGACGGUGCGGGAGAUGCGGGAGCAGGCGGUGUACGUGCGGGACACGUUCGGGCUGCGCACCCUGGACGCCCGCGGCGCCAUCGGCGGCUGCUCCGUCCCCGGCGUCGCCCACACGCGCUGGCACUCGGACCGCGCCGUCUACCAGGCCUGCAUCCGCCCCUGGCUCACGUAGAGCGUACAGGGACCCAUAGGGACCCAUAGGCACCUAUAGG